AUGUCGCUUAGUCCAAUUGAGAAGGCAGCAUCUGGAGCCUUGGCCUCGGUCAUUGCUAAUACGUUAGUAUACCCACUAGAUUUAUCCAAGACAUUAAUCCAAACUCAGGUUGUACCAAAAAGCACACCCAUUGACAAAUCUUCCAGCAUAGACAGUGUGUAUCAACAGUCAAAUGAUCCUAAAGGAGAGAAGAAAUACAAACACACGCUUGAUGUUUUGAAGAGAAUUUAUGCCAAAAAGGGGAUAUUGGGCUGGUAUCACGGAUUGUUUUCCUCCAUCUUGGGUACUGCUGCUCAGAACUUCUCCUAUUUUUAUUGGUAUACAAUUGUCAAGCGAGUUUAUGCCAAUAUGCACAAGAAGAUUCCCCACCAUAAAGCAUCGACGUUUACCGAGUUGUUUUUAGGAGCAUUGGCAGCUGCCAUCUCUCAGAUGUUUACUAUGCCCAUUGGAGUAAUUACUACCCAACAACAGACCGAUAAAGACCAUAACAACUUGUUCCAAUUGGCUCAACAGGUCUACAAGAAAGACGGUGUCACCGGUUUUUGGAGAGGAUUGAGAGUGUCGUUGGUGUUGUGUAUUAAUCCUUCCAUUACCUAUGGUUCGUACGAAAGAUUGAGAACCUUGUUCUACGGGGAAAAACAAUAUUUGCUGCCAAUAGAGAGUUUCUCGUUGGGAGUGGUGGCCAAGUCUUUAGCCACUGUUGUGACCCAACCGUUGAUUGUCUCUAAAGCCAUGUUGCAGAAGAAAGACUCUGAUGACCCAGAUCAUGUUAGGUUUGAUGGGUUUACUCACGCAUUAGAACACUUGUGGCUGACAGAGAGAUUCAAGGGAUUAUACAAGGGCAUUGCUCCUCAGUUGGUGAAGGGAGUUUUUGUACAAGGGUUAUUAUUUAUGUUUAAAGAUCAACUCGACUUGUUCUUCAUGUUUUUGUUGCAGUUAUUGAAAGCUAAGAAGAAAUGA
Molecule: messenger RNA, 960 nt
Organism: Yamadazyma tenuis ATCC 10573
Lineage: Eukaryota; Fungi; Ascomycota; Pichiomycetes; Serinales; Debaryomycetaceae
Source: RefSeq, a predicted model, not a curated record